CAAUGGAACAACAACAACAGUACCUUUCGUCGCCCCAGCAGAAGGAACCAACAUGUGCAUCACUCACACCGAAUUACCAGAAUACCGACUCCGAUUUAACAAAUGCAAUGAUCUUACAGCAGCAUCAUCAACAACCAUCGAAGGCAUCCCUAGACUUUGGGCCCCAAGAUUCCACAAGUACGUCGAAGGAAGACAGUACUUUGAGAUUCGAAGAAGAGAUAACGGAUACUUGGUGGCAGGAUUUCUUAGAGAAGCAGUUCGGCAGUUCAUCCGCACUAAUCCACAGCGAUGGGAACUCGAAUGCAUCAAUGCCAACUUACAAGUCGAUGUCUGCAUCGGAGCAGAACAAGGCACCGAUGGAUUUUGGAUGCUACAUCUACCAUUCCUCAAUGCACCAACCUAUACCCAUGAACGAGUCGACUAUGGGGGAGGAAACGUUAAUUACACUCUCAGAGACGAAGGACAAGUCAUAUUCGAAUGUGACAUCCGAGAGUGCAUCGACCUAUGGAGCAACAUCAGAACUGACCAGUGGACAGUGGAGUCCCAACAAAGUGUUGCUAAGUUCUUACACCAUGCAAGACACCCAGCUGGAUGGGAACAAGCAGCAUUACCCGAAGGUGAACCUCCAGCAUACACCCCUGGCAGCUACAGACCAGAUUCUCCAAGCUCCAACAGAGGCGAUGGCAACAUGGAUAAUGCCAACAAUGACGAUCAUGACGGCAUCACCAGGCAGCCAGAGCCAACCAGAGGAAAUACCCCCAGCGACGCAAUCAGCAUCUCCUCAGACCAUGGAGAAACAGCAAUCGACAUAUCUAGUAGAGGAAUCGAAUUGGAAUCCACAACAGAAUUCGAAUAUAGCUCAGAUGGAUUCUCAAUCGACGUUAGCAAUAUCCAGAAUGAAGAAGGAGAGUGGACAACCACUUACCCAAGAGACAACUCUGAACAAGUAUCCCAAUACGACGACCCAGACGCCAUACUGGAAUGGAGAAAUGGAAGCAGAAGCAACUCUCCUAAUCCUACAACAGUUGAUGAACCAGCAACCACCCUAUAUCGAGUCGAGGAACCAGACAACAUCAGUGACUGGAGAGAAUUGGUCACCAUAUACAACUCCGACUCUGACGACGAAAGGGAAGCAAUCCCAGACCCUAUCACAACCAGAAAUACCUUUAUGCCAGAAAUCACCAGAAUCGUCCGACAACGGGAUAGAGAUCCAAGUGAAUCCCGACAAGGCAAUCUCCACAGUAUACAAUCCAUUGUCAACAGACCUCAGCACCUUACUUGGAGACAAAACUUGGACGAACGACGAGGCAUAUGGAAUAGAAGGCCGCAUGGAUAUGACUAUGGAAGGGAUGAUACCCAUAGCGAAUCCUAUUUUGAAUACGACUGCGAAUUGGACCAGGACUCAUAAUGCAGUCAGGACGUUCAAAGAGGAAGAAGAGUUUCUAGUUAAUGAAGAAAGUAGAACAGAGUUAGAAAAGAGGAUGAAAAAGGACAUUCAAAUGUUCAGAGGGAAGAACUAUGAUCGAAUACUGGCUUAUUUUUGGGGGAGAGAAAUAGUCAAGAAAUAUCAUGUGUCCGUAGCAGCAUGGAAGAUAUUUGGACAAUACUGGCGAAAAGUGUGCAUCAAAACCUACCAGUUAUACCAAAACAUCGAGGAAGAUAUGGAAUCCGACCAAUACCCCUCACGCAAAAUCAGCCGAAUGACUCAGGCAGCUAUCAAAGCCAAAAAUAAGAAGCGCCGAGUUAUCAAAGCUCUUCGGCAGAAAUAA
Paraglomus brasilianum is the source of this 1769-nucleotide messenger RNA. The record is from the annotation of a GenBank genome assembly. Lineage: Eukaryota; Fungi; Glomeromycota; Glomeromycetes; Paraglomerales; Paraglomeraceae.